This is a messenger RNA of Aspergillus pseudonomiae, 1265 nucleotides long. RefSeq names its product polysaccharide lyase family 20 protein. The record is from RefSeq and is a predicted model, not a curated record. The transcript has a single exon. Lineage: Eukaryota; Fungi; Ascomycota; Eurotiomycetes; Eurotiales; Aspergillaceae. Bases 40 to 801 code for a protein of 253 amino acids.
GUAACAACGAAACAUUGCCCAUUUAUCUUCCCAUUCAAGAUGCGCUUUCAAUCAGUAAUAGCCGCUCUACUACUUAGCCUAAGCUUCACAAUCCACGCCACCCAAACCUUCAAGAACACAGGCACCACUUCCGGCUGGAGCUCCAUCAACCACGAGCACAAGGGCACGGUGCAACAAGUCACAAAUGUAGUCUACGGCGGGUCAACCGCGCUCAAAAUGACGCAGGUCUACGACUCGAGCUACAGUGGUCGCUACCACUCGGAGGUGGUGCACAACGACAUGUACAAGCUGGGCGACGAAGGUUUCUACGGCUUCACGUUCCGUCUCCAAGAAUCGUGGCAGUUCUCGCCGGCCCAAUCGUACAAUAUCGCACAGUUCAUUGCCGACUUCGGCGACACAGGCUGCGACGACUACAUGCCGUCCAGCAUGGUGUGGCUUAUCGGGGACCAGCUCUUUACGCGGGUUAAGACGGGCAGCGUGUGCGCGCAGAAGACAACUACCUUUGGCAAUUUGGCCACUGUGAGCCCCGGCGUGUGGCAUAAGAUCAUUAUCCAGGCUAAGUGGCGGGCGGACGGUACGGGGUACUAUAAGAUGUGGUUUGAUGGGAAGAAGGUGCUUGAAAAGUAUAAUAUUGAUACCACCGUUGAUGAUCCCCGGCCGUUCCAGUUCCGGGUUGGGCUGUAUGCUAAUGGCUGGUAUGAUGAUGGUGGUAUGAAGGGAACCCAGGGGACACGCCAGGUGUGGUAUGAUGAGAUCGUUGCUGGCACGACUUUUGCCGAUGCGGAUCCUGAUCAGCAAUAAUGCUUUUCUUUUCGAGGUGUAUGUGGUGUCAAUGCAGGCAGUGAGUUCCUGUUGAAUUGCCGCAAUAUGCAAGUCGCAUUAAUAGUGGACUCGUUAUGCAUGUAUUGGUUGGACCCCGUUCGUCGAUGCUUUAUAGCCAGUUCAAUGCAUCCACCUCCAACUGAUGUUCAUAACUUAAUUCCCAAGUGAUACAAGUCCGAGAAGAGGAGUAGGGAGGGCGAUGUUAGCUGGUGACGCGAACUGUGUCCUCGUCAUGGCGCUCUCCCGUAUUCGUUGACACGUACUCAGGUACGAGGGAGUCAUUCUCAGGACAGAUAUACCUUUGACGAUCUAUAGGACAGCACCAAUGAUGAGUUAUGUUCAGCCCCACACUUCAUAGCCAAGGCGUUGAUUUGCAAGCUCCGCGGUGGACCCAAGGCAUUAAGAGUGCAGAAUACGAAAUGGACCGCUGAUGCCUGGUCGGU